This is a messenger RNA of Linum trigynum, 1125 nucleotides long. NCBI's taxonomy places the organism in Eukaryota, Viridiplantae, Streptophyta, Magnoliopsida, Malpighiales, Linaceae. The record is from the annotation of a GenBank genome assembly.
AUGUCAAAACCCUCGCAUAGCAGAAUCGUCCAAGGUCUUCUCCGGCUCCACUACUCUCGCUCCUCCGCCACCGCCUGCUCACCUCGGGUUCCACUUCCGGCAGGCUCGCUUUCCCGACCACACUCCAGUCCUUCGCAGUUCUCUACUUCCACUUCAUAUCCUCCUCCACUCAAGUUCUCUCCCUUCGCUUCGCAACCCGCGUCCUCAGCGCUGCCAAAGCUCCCGAAUCCUUCGACUUCGUUCCUUGCCAGGACCUACUGCUAUGGGUUGCGUCACUACUCAUUCAAGGCUCCUUCCAGUGUGGGGAAAAGGGUCGGCGGUGGAGAGUUCGCGAAACGGGCUUUUGAGAAGCCGGCAGAGGCGGUUGGGUCUGUUCUGUCCAAGUACCGUCGAGCCUUAGGUCUGCACUUGGAUGCUUUCUGGAAGAGGAAUUCUCUCUUCCUGUUUGGGGUUGGAGCAGUCGUGUUGUGUGCUUUGCUAUGGAGGAUUAUGUUUGGGGUUGCCAGCACUUUUGUUCAUCUCUCUGAAGGCAUGGCCAAGUAUGGCUUCCUCGCCCUUUCCACUGCCAUCGUUGCCUUUGCUGGUCUAUAUGUUCGCUCAAGACUUACAAUUAACCCUGAUAAGGUUUAUAGGAUGGCCAUGACACGGCUAAAUACGGAUGCUGGGAUUCUGGAAAUCAUGGGUGCUCCUCUUGCUGGAACUGACUUAAGAGCUUAUGUGAUGUCAGGGGGAGGGAUUGGAAUGAAGAAUUUCAAGCCAACUCGUAGUAAUAAACGUUGUUUUCUCAUCUUCCCAGUACAAGGUUCGGAGAGAAAAGGUUUAGUCAGUGUUGAAGUUAAGAAGAAAAGGGGCCAGUAUGAUAUGAGGUUACUGGCAGUUGACAUUCCAAUGACGUCGGGACCAGACCAGCGACUGUUUUUGAUUGGAGACGAAGAAGAAUACAAAAUUGGUGGUGGGAUCAUCGGCGAGCUACGAGAUCCUGUGAUUAGAGCUAUGUCUGCUACUAAGGAAUUCGAUGAUCUUGACCAAAUCGAAGAACAGGAGGAUGCCGAGAGAGAGCUUCAGGAGGCCGAGAGGAAGCGACAGGAAGAAAUUGAGAAGCUCGAGAAAGAUGGCUCGUCAUAG